CGGUGACCCGGGACAGCCGUCGGGGAGCCGAUUUAUGAAUGGGAGGCACUGCCCCAGCCCCCGCCCCGCCCAUUCGCCGCCACUGCCCCGCCCCCGGCCGCCCAUCCCCGGCCGCUCGCGCCGUCGGGGCCGGUCGCCGGUCGCCGCCGUGGCCAUGGCCCAUCGCCCGUCCCCCGCCGCCCGCCCGCCGCCCGCCGCCAUGAGGCGCGGGGGCCCCGCCGCCAUCGCCGCCUGCCUCGCCGGGGCACUCGCCGUGCUGGCGGGACCGGGGCCGGGGCCGGGCAGUGCCACCGGGACCGGCCGGCGGCCUCCCCGCAGCUACGGGCAUCUGGAGGGCGACGUGCGCUGGCGGCGGCUCUUCUCCGCCACCCGCUUCUUCCUGCGCAUCGACGGCGGCGGCGGCGUGGAGGGGACGCGCUGGAGGGAGCGGCCGGGCAGCAUCGUGGAGAUCCGGUCGGUGCGUGUGGGCGUCGUGGCCAUCCGGGCGGUGCACACCGGCUUCUACCUGGCCAUGAACAAGCGGGGGAGGCUCUACGGGUCGAAGGAGUUCAGCCCCAACUGCAAGUUCACGGAGCGCAUCGAAGAGAACGGCUACAACACCUACGCGUCGCUGCGCUGGCGGCACCGCGGCCGCCCCAUGUUCCUCUCCCUCAAUAGCAAGGGCAGGCCACAGAGAGGGGGCAAGACACGCCGGCAGCACCUCUCCACACACUUCCUCCCCAUGCUCGUCAGCUGAACACCGUGGGCAGCUCCGGAUGGUCCUGUAGGAAACAAAACAAACAAAAAAGAUGUUAUUUUAUUUAUGUACAUAUCUAUUUUUUGCUAUUUAUUGCUUUAUUUUUAAUGCACGGCCGAGGAUGGGUGUGGAGGGCAGAUGCUCCAGGCUCAGCUGUGCAGGGCUGUGGCUCUCCCACUGCUCCCCUGGUGCAGAGCCCGUGUGGUGCAGCCUGGGAGAGCGACUGGAGCAGGGGCCACGAUCUGCUAAUGGCAUCUCUGCAGGGCUGGGAUGUACCAGCAGGUUGUCUGUGUCCGAGCACCCGUGGCAAUUAAAGCUGUGUUCAUGGUAUGGAACAGGAGCAGGUCUUGGAGCUUUGAUGGUGAACUUGGCUUGGGAUGAGAGGGAUUGGCUCCUGUGUGGUUGUGGCUGCAGCCACCAGUGUCAUCCCUGCUGCCACUGGCAGGGAGCCCAGCUGGUCCUUUGCCACAUCCAGCUUUUCAUCGACCCCUACCCACCCUGCAGGAAAACAGCAGUGGUGGUUCAGUGGCACAAAGGAGGGAGCAGGAGGAGCAGAAGUCAGCCCAGAUCCUCAGGCAAACACAACUCUGGAGCUGCCCCUGGCCACAGCCACUGCCAGUCAGUUCUGCUGCCCAGCUCUGCGCCCUCAUCCCCAACAAAAACAGGGCUGGGACAGUGGACAGAGGUGAGGACCAGCUCCUCACCUGGAGGGCAACAUGGCCAGGAAUAGCAGCUGCACCUCAGCCUCUUGGCCAGGGUACAUCCCUGCGCCACCUCACGCCUGCUGUGGCCAGGCCCAGCAUCCUGGUCACUGUCACGUCAGACAGAGCCAUGGCCCCAGCAAAAACCACCAAACUCGUUCCAUUUCUGACCCAACCAGCUCCAAACGAGUCUGAGAGGGAACAGCCGCUGUAUUAACCAUGUGGUGACUGUGGU
Molecule: messenger RNA, 1672 nt
Organism: Prinia subflava (tawny-flanked prinia)
Lineage: Eukaryota; Metazoa; Chordata; Aves; Passeriformes; Cisticolidae
Gene: FGF22
Product: fibroblast growth factor 22
Exons: 3
Coding region: 35-736 (233 amino acids)
Biological process (GO): positive regulation of gene expression; positive regulation of cell population proliferation; positive regulation of protein phosphorylation
Cellular component (GO): cytoplasm
Molecular function (GO): growth factor activity; fibroblast growth factor receptor binding
Source: RefSeq, a predicted model, not a curated record